CUUCUCUAUUUAUUUGUGAGUUGGAAAAAAUGUCCAAACCUUACGAAAAUUAGAAAAAAGGUGUGUGUUGUGUUUUUGGGGAUAAAAACAUCAUUUUUAGGGAUCAAACUGAAAUCACCGUUACAAAUCCAACCAAUUUGGAUUAAACUCAUUUCAUCUCACAAAUCUUUCCAAAUUCAAAUUCACUGCAAUCAAUCACAAUUUCAUACACAACAAACAACACACGCCCCAGAAUAGAAUAAUCUCCUACCCCUUUCUGUUCUUCAUUUCCCCCCUUCUUUUUUUCUCUAUGUAACGAGUUUCAUUAUCACAAUUACGAUUCAAAUUUGUUGUUAUACCAUCAUACAGAUGACUAUGAUGGUGAAUAAUGUGAAUGUUGGUGGUAUAUGUAUACAUGGGGUAACAGCUAUAAUGGGAAGAUGCUUGUUGGUUUAUUUGAAACAUUGAAAAAUUAAGAAUUGAAUUUUGAUGUAGAGGGUUUGUCUGAUGUAAUGCCUCGCUCUGUUAAGGUUAAGCCGGUGGUUAUGUUGGAUACUGUACAGGAGAUUGGUGUAUAUGUUCAUAGGUUUCACAAUCUUGAUCUCUUUAAGCAGGGAUGGUAUCGGAUUAAGAUUACUGUGAGAUGGGAGGACAGUGAAAAUCUCUCUUUUGGAAUUCCUGCUAGAGUUGUUCAAUAUGAAGCUCCUGACCUGGAUCAACGCAAUAUAUAUGGUGUAUGGAAGAUUGAUGAUACUGAUAAUAGUUUCUCAUCACAGACCUUUCGGAUAAAAUAUGCUAGGCAGGAUGUUCAUUUAUGUAUGAUGGUCUCAUUCAUCUUACCUCGUAGUAGAUUUGCGGAUUUACCUUCAACUGCUGUUAUUUUAAAGUUUGAGCUUCUUUAUGCUCCUACACUUGAGAAUGGAACCGAUGUGCAAGCUUCUUUAGAUGAUUCCCCUGCGGCUAUCCAUGAAUUUCGAAUACCUCCUAAAGCUCUUUUAGGACUGCAUUCGUAUUGUCCCGUCUAUUUUGAUGCUUUACAUGCAGUGCUUGUUGAUGUGAGUGUACAUGUUAGUCUACUAAAAGCUGCCUCUUUCUCAUCUGCAUCGAAGGGAUUUGAUAGAGCAGCUUCCCAAGAUGUGAAAGAUAUUUUGCUUGUUAAAGCAUUAUUGGCUUCUCGUAGUAUAUUGCUUGAAGAACUACAAAAAAUUAGCAAAGGAGUUGGUGAGCCAGUGGAUAUAUUGGAGUUUAUGUCAAAAAUGAACCAUAAGAACAUACUAAAGUUUAUGGUGCAUGCGAAUCAAUAUGCAAUGAUUGAGGAAGUUUUAGGACAAGGCAAGCCACAAAAUGGUCUUGAGGGAGGAAAUGGUUCUCUGAAUGUUCUACAUGUUUCAAAGUUCCAUUCCCUGUCUCAGAGUGAACUUUCAGACUGCUUUCAUUCAGUGGGAGAUCAAUUGUUCUAUUUAUGGAACAUAUUUUUGAAGUUCCAUAGGGAUAACACGACAAAGGUUGUUGAAUUUUUACGUGACGUAUGGGCUAAAGAUCGAAAAGUUGAGUGGUCAAUAUGGAUGGUAUAUUCUAAGGUAGAGAUGCCUCAUCAUUAUAUAAAUAGUGGGAAUGACGAGUCCUCCCGUCGAGGUGGUAGUAUGCACAAAAGAGUUUCCAGUUUGUGGAAGUUACCAGAUGAGCCUCUUGAGACCGCAGCUACAUGUGCCGAACAUCGUCGAAGAAGCAUUGCACAAAUGCGGAUAAACAACAGUUCAAUACAAGACAUGCAGAUAUAUGGAGAUCCUUUGCGUAUACCGGUGGUGAUUGUUGAAAGAGUGAUGAAUGUACCACGUCGCAGUACCAGUGAAAUGUCAUUCCUAGGACAUUUCGACUUUGUAGAUUCACAUUACUUGCCAACUGGCUCCAUCCCUGAUGCUGGAGGCAAGAAAUCUACACCUCGAAGUAAUACUCGAGUAUUGAAGAUUGUGGUCUUUGUGCAUGGGUUUCAGGGGCAUCAUCUGGAUCUAAGACUUGUGAGGAAUCAAUGGCUUUUGAUCGAUCCCAAAGUAGAAGUUCUUAUGUCUGAUGCUAAUGAAGAUAAAACCUCUGGAGACUUCAGAGAAAUGGGAAACAGGCUAGCUCAAGAAGUUGUUUGUUUUAUCAAAAGUAAGAUGGACAAAGCAACAAGAUAUGGGGAAUUGGGAGAUAUUAAGCUAAGUUUUGUUGGACAUUCUAUUGGUAACCUCAUUUUGAGAACAGCCAUAGCAGAUAGCAUGAUGGAGCCAUAUCUAAGAUUCCUACAUACAUAUAUUUCAGUAUCUGGCCCACACUUGGGAUAUCUUUAUAGUUCAAACUCAUUGUUUAAUUCUGGAUUGUGGUUUUUGAAGAAGCUAAAAGGCACACAAUGCAUUCAUCAGCUCACCUUCACAGAUGAUCCAGAUUUCCAAAAUACUUUCAUUUAUAAACUGUCUAAGCAGAAGACCUUGGAACAUUUUAGGAAUAUUAUUUUGAUAUCUUCCCCUCAGGAUGGUUAUGUGCCUUACCAUUCUGCCAGAAUUGAAUCAUGUCAAGCUGCUUCCCGUGACACUUCAAAGAAGGGUAAAUUGUUUCUAGAGAUGCUGAAUGAUUGUUUGGACCAAAUCCGAGCCAACCCCUCUGAACAUCGAGUUUUCAUGCGCUGUGAUGUCAACUUUGAUGCCUCAGCUUAUGGAAAGAAUCUGAACUCUUACAUUGGUCGGGCUGCGCAUGUUGAAUUUCUGGACACAGACAUUUUUGCAAAGUUCAUAAUGUGGUCUUUUCCAGAACUAUUUCAAUAGCUGUUGCUCAUAUUUGUCUUCAAUUGUCCUGACUUUUUCUAAGGCAUAACUAUCUCAGCCAUGUAUGAGCCUUUUAGAGACCAGAAAAGUGCUCAGAUUCAGUCACUGGGCAUUCAGGUGCAUAUAGAUAAGAUGUCUGAGUUGUACAUUCAUUUGCCUUAGCUUUAGAAAAAAGGCCAUGGACAUAUAGUGCAGUGCUGUAAUUAUUUUAGGUUAGGUAUAUCAUUUCAUACUCAAUGUUAAGCUUUUAUGCAAUUCAUAUCAAAAGGAGUUAAAGCUAACUUAGGUUGGGUCACUGGUCAGAAUACAUGAUUUAGUUAAAUCCAUGAAUCUUCAUUGGCAAUUUUUUUUUGGUAACGAAAGGAAAUUAAAAUAACAGAAACUAA
Lotus japonicus is the source of this 3166-nucleotide messenger RNA. RefSeq lists its product as uncharacterized. Lineage: Eukaryota; Viridiplantae; Streptophyta; Magnoliopsida; Fabales; Fabaceae. The record is from RefSeq and is a predicted model, not a curated record. The coding region runs from base 492 to 2780 and encodes 762 amino acids. The transcript is spliced from 14 exons.